Messenger RNA from Amaranthus tricolor (Joseph's coat), 1846 nucleotides. RefSeq names its product glycerate dehydrogenase HPR, peroxisomal. Gene Ontology annotation, molecular function: hydroxypyruvate reductase (NADH) activity; NAD binding; glyoxylate reductase (NADPH) activity. The transcript is spliced from 13 exons. The record is from RefSeq and is a predicted model, not a curated record. NCBI's taxonomy places the organism in Eukaryota, Viridiplantae, Streptophyta, Magnoliopsida, Caryophyllales, Amaranthaceae. Bases 514 to 1674 code for a protein of 386 amino acids. Gene Ontology annotation, cellular component: cytosol.
CAUGCUCAUGCGAGUAUACGAGUUAGAAUACUUCACCCUAAAAUGCUCGUUUGAGCAUCAACUUUUUCUAAACUUAUUAUUUUGAUCCAAUAAUUCAGCUUUGUGAUUUCUGAACAAAUCAAGGGGCCUAUUAACAAAUUCUGGCCAUCAAGAACUCCAAACAUUGAUGGAAUGAUCAACAAACUUAAGACCACAAUCUCAUUAUCUAUCCCCACAAAAUGAAAGGUUCUCAUAAACCUUUCUACACCACCAACAAAAAUUCACUCUAUCUUCAAAGAAAAACAACUAUGCCAUAUACAUCCAAUCUCACUAUAUUACUCCAUUUCAUCAAAAGAUUACAGCUUUAUACACCAUUAGAUGUCAAAUGAUUGUUCUGAUGAUCAUUUUUUGAACAUCAAGACAAAUCUUACCGUUAGCAUGCCUAUCUUCUAAGUAUAAAAUACUUCAAGAGUGAAGUUUGCACACCAACUGUUUGUUAAAUUGCUUGAACUAAAAUUAUCAUUAACAACUAUCAUGGCAAAGCCAGUUUCAAUUGAAGUGUAUAAUCCCAAUGGAAAAUACAGAGUUAUCAGCACAAAACCCAUGCCCGGUACUAGGUGGAUCAAUCUCUUAGUUGAGCAAGAUGUUAGACUUGAGAUUUGUACUGAGAAGAAAACCAUCUUAUCUGUUGAGGAUAUUAUUGCUUUGAUUGGAAAUAAGUGUGAUGGGGUGAUUGGACAGUUGACUGAGGAUUGGGGAGAGACUUUGUUCUCUGCAUUGAGCAGGGCAGGUGGUAAAGCUUUCAGUAACAUGGCUGUUGGUUACAAUAAUGUUGAUGUUAAAGCUGCCACUAAGUAUGGUAUUGCUGUUGGAAACACUCCUGGAGUCCUCACGGAGACUACAGCAGAACUAGCAGCGUCACUGUCCUUAGCAGCCUCACGAAGGAUAGUUGAAGCAGAUGAGUUUAUGAGGGCUGGUCUGUAUGACGGGUGGCUUCCUCACUUGUUUGUUGGAAACUUGCUUAAAGGGCAAACUGUUGGUGUGAUUGGAGCUGGUCGUAUUGGGUCUGCUUAUGCCAGAAUGAUGGUUGAGGGAUUUAAAAUGAAUCUCAUUUACUUUGAUCUGUACCAAUCAACUCGCCUUGAAAAGUUUGUUACUGCUUACGGUGAAUUUCUGAAGGCUAAUGGUGAGCAACCUGUCACUUGGAAAAGAGCAUCAAGUAUGGAUGAAGUACUUCAACAGGCUGAUCUUAUAAGUUUACACCCUGUAUUGGAUAAAACAACAUAUCAUCUUGUCAACAAAGAGAGACUCUCAAUGAUGAAAAAGGAAGCAAUUCUCAUUAACUGCAGUAGAGGUCCGGUCAUUGAUGAAGUAGCUCUUGUUGAACAUUUGAAAGCAAACCCCAUGUUUCGUGUUGGUCUUGAUGUCUUUGAGGAUGAGCCAUUCAUGAAACCAGGUCUUGCUGACAUGAAGAAUGCGAUUGUGGUACCACACAUUGCAUCAGCUUCUAAGUGGACACGUGAAGGAAUGGCUACUCUGGCAGCUCUGAACGUUCUGGGGAAGAUUAAAGGAUACCCUGUGUGGUCUGACCCGAAUCGUGUUGAGCCAUUCUUGAAUGAGAACGCUCCUCCUCCUCAAGCUAGCCCGAGCAUUGUCAAUGCUAAAGCUUUAAGUUUACCUGUUUCAAAGCUGUAGAAAUUGAAGCUUAGCUUUUAGUAGAGUUUUGCUGCAAUAAUUAAGUUUCAGUCUUUGAGAGUUUGAUUGAAAUACAUGUAACAAGUAUAGUGUACAAUGUAUAUUGACAUCAUAUUGUAUUUUCUUAUACAUUCAUAUGAUGUUUUCAUUUGAAUCAUAUUUUCAUUGAGAA